GAGACUGGUCUUAGUACAGCUGCAAGACUUGCUAAAUACUUGGGGAAAGUCAGCAAUGAUAAUCCCGAGUUGACUCAAACUGUGGCACAGUCACAACUGUGUGCCCUAAGCAGUCUUAUCUACGUGGCAGCAGCUCAAGGGGACAUUCUCAAUUCUGAGAACACCACCGAAGAUAAUAGCAUGAUACAGGAG
Molecule: messenger RNA, 192 nt
Organism: Candidula unifasciata
Lineage: Eukaryota; Metazoa; Mollusca; Gastropoda; Stylommatophora; Geomitridae
Source: the annotation of a GenBank genome assembly